CCCCGUCGACGAGACCCUUCUUUGUCCGCAGUCAGCGCAGUCGUAUUGAGCUCCUGCCCCCGGCAAUUCAGUUAGAUUUGUUGGCGUCCGUCACAAGCAAAAUCUCCAUACAAAUACCCAGGCGGGCUGUGCCUCCCGUAUAGAAUCUCUCCUUCUGACCACCAUCUAAUACUUGUGCAUCAUGCGAGCUGCUCUCUUUGCGGCGUCUGUCCUUUCCUCCACUGCCUUCGCCGCCAACUACAGCCUUGUGAGGACGUACCAGGGCUCGGACUUCUUCGAUGGGUGGUCGUAUUAUAACUACUAUGAUAACACCACCAGCGGUGAUGUCGAAUAUGUCAACGCCUCGUAUGCUACGUCGGACAAGCUCGCGUACGUGACCGAUGCAGGACAGACAGUCAUCAAAGUGGACAACACCACCUUCGUCCCAUAUAACUACAAGCGUGACUCGGUUCGCAUCACGACGGAUGACUACUUUGAAAUGGGCAGCGUUAUCCUCUUCGACGCCGCCCACCUUCCCUUCGGAUGCUCUGUUUGGCCGAGCUUCUGGACGAAGGGCCAGGACUGGCCCGCCGGCGGCGAGAUCGACAUCCUCGAGGCGGUCAACCAGAUGACCUACAACCAAUAUGCGCUGCACACCAAUGCGGGCUGCAAUGCCUCAUCGAGCGCGACGGCGAGCGGAACGAUCGGCACGACGGACUGUAACGCCACUGCUGGGUGCACUUACGCAGAGGCCAAGUCGGACAGCUACGGCUCAGGGUUCAACUCUGCUGGCGGAGGCGUGUGGGCGACCCUUCUCGAUGCCUCCGGCAUUUCCAUCUGGUUCUGGAGUCGUGCCGACAUUCCGAGCUCGAUCUCCACCGCGAACACUUCGAUCGACAUCUCCGACUGGGGCACUCCCUCGGCGAACUACUCGAGUGCGCUCUGCGACAUUGAGACGUACUUUGCGGCGCAGCAGCUCGUGUUGGACAUCACGCUGUGCGGUGACUGGGCUGGCGAUCUCUCCACAUACACUGAGACCUGCUCGAUCGAGGGCGGCGGAGCUGGCAAUGCCUCUUCCUGCUACCUCCAAAACGUCUACAACUACGGCAACACGACCGCGCUCGACGACGCCUACUUCCUGAUCAACUACGUCAAAGCGUUCAACGUCAACAGCAGUCUCGUCACCCCCUCGGGCUCCUCUUCCUCCAUCUCGCCCACAGGCACUGCCGCGCUCGGCACGGGCGGCAACAGCUCUGGGAGCUCAAGCGGCAGCGCCUCGGGCAGCACGGGCACCAACAGCUCUUCAGGCAGCAGCAGCGGCGCGUUCGCGGAUCGUCUCGGCGUGCAGUUCGCUGUGCUCGCGGGCGGUAUUGGCGCGCUCGCGGCGUUGAUCUUGAUUUGAAUGGAGUGAAGGUGAAGGCGGAGAGCAUGGGCCGGGUGAGAUUAUAAAUGGACUGUUGUCUGAAGGGACAACUGAUUGAUAACCCACAAUCCCUCUUCGGUGACCGUCAUUUUGGACUUGGUUUGCACCAGCCUAUCUAGUAUUUAGAUACAUCCUUUCUAUUGUAAUGGAGAUCUGAUUGUUGUCCGUUGGUAUCAAUCUCGGGGUAACUCGCCCUUCUCGAAGCGAGCAGGCUGCCGUCACUUUUACCGAAGCCGCAACACCUCAUCGCCAAGGCACCAGCA
Messenger RNA from Laetiporus sulphureus 93-53, 1665 nucleotides. Its product is annotated as glycoside hydrolase family 16 protein. The transcript is spliced from 8 exons. The coding region runs from base 182 to 1381 and encodes 399 amino acids. The record is from RefSeq and is a predicted model, not a curated record. NCBI's taxonomy places the organism in Eukaryota, Fungi, Basidiomycota, Agaricomycetes, Polyporales, Laetiporaceae. Gene Ontology annotation, biological process: glucan catabolic process. Gene Ontology annotation, molecular function: hydrolase activity, hydrolyzing O-glycosyl compounds.